Tricharina praecox is the source of this 828-nucleotide messenger RNA. RefSeq lists its product as uncharacterized. The transcript has a single exon. Gene Ontology annotation, molecular function: FMN binding. NCBI's taxonomy places the organism in Eukaryota, Fungi, Ascomycota, Pezizomycetes, Pezizales, Pyronemataceae. The coding region runs from base 1 to 828 and encodes 275 amino acids. The record is from RefSeq and is a predicted model, not a curated record.
AUGUCCCGCGCCCCCAGAAAAAGCCCCGAAGCCCUACCGGCCUUCCGCGCCUCCGCAGACAUCACCAAAACUGCGGCGCCCAAUCCGCGCUGGCAGAUCGGCAGUGGGGCUUCCUCUCCACCCACCACCGCAGCCACCCUCUCGAUCGACCCAUACUCACCGACGCGUACCGCCGGUGACAACUACCGGCUCCUCGUCUCGGGGAUAAUUCCACGACCCAUCGGCUUCGUCUCCACACUGGGCAGCACGGGCGCCGAGAACCUCGCGCCGUUCUCGUACCUAUCGCUGGCGAACCACGACCCGCCCAUCUUCACGCUCGGCUUCUCGUCCGGCACCGGCGCGGAAAAGGAUAGCUGCCGGCAGCUACUCGAGACCGGCGAGUGCACGAUCAAUAUCAUCAGCGAGGACUUUGUCGAGGCGGCCAAUUACUGCGCGAUCGACGCGCCGCUGGGGGUCUCCGAGUGGAGGCUCAGUGGGCUCACACAGGAGAAAUCCGUGGUCGUGAAGCCCGCUAGGGUCAGGGAGAGCGUGUUUAGUGUCGAGGGCAAGGUUGUCGCGAAACAUGAGUGGGUCAGUAGGACGACGGGCAAGAAGACCGGGACCAUGGUGAUCGUGGAGGGCGUCUGGUUUCAUGUCAGGGAGGAUGCGUUGCUCGAGAAUGGGGCGCUGGAUGUCGGCGUGCUCAGACCGGUCAGUAGGCUCGGGGGUGUCGCGUACGGACGCACGACUGAGGCGUAUGAUCUGCCGCGCCCAAGGUGGACGGAGGAGAGGGAGAAGGAGGAGGUGAAGAAGACGCUCGUCGAGGAGGAUGGGCCAGGAAAGGAGUAG